Molecule: messenger RNA, 1222 nt
Organism: Erythranthe guttata (spotted monkey flower)
Lineage: Eukaryota; Viridiplantae; Streptophyta; Magnoliopsida; Lamiales; Phrymaceae
Product: peroxidase superfamily protein
Biological process (GO): hydrogen peroxide catabolic process; response to oxidative stress
Molecular function (GO): peroxidase activity; heme binding
Source: RefSeq, a predicted model, not a curated record
AUGGUACGUAGUUUUCGGAUAUUAGUAGCACUUGUGAUUAUUAUUACAAGUUAUUGUUCAUUUGAUGUCUCACAAGGCGGCGGCGGCGGCAACAACCAGCUCCGAGUGGGGUUCUAUGGCGGCAGCUGCCCCAACGCCGAGGCUAUAAUCCGCGGCGUUGUCAGCGAAGCCGCCGCCUCCGACCCAAACAACGCCCCCAUCUUGCUCCGGCUUCACUUCCACGACUGCUUCGUUGAGGGAUGCGACGGGUCGAUUCUGAUAGAUAACCGUUCAGAAACAGACGAGAGACGAGCUUUUGGACACCAAGGGGUGCGAGGGUUCGAUAUAAUAGACAAGGCGAAGGCUCAACUCGAAGGCGUUUGCCCCGGGGUUGUUUCUUGUGCUGAUAUAGUUGCUAUGGCCGCCAGAGAUGCUGUUUUCUUGGCAAAAGGGCCGUGGUACGAGGUUGAAACAGGGAGGAGAGAUGGUAUGGUGUCGAAUAUAAGGUUGGCUGAUAAUAUGCCAGAUGUCGGUGAUUCUAUUCACAAACUCAAAGCCAAGUUUUUUGAGAAGGGCCUUACGGACAAGGAUCUUGUGCUUCUUAGUUCCGCGCACACAAUCGGAACCACGGCGUGCUUCUUCAUGAACGAUAGGCUCUACCACUUUCCGGCCGGCAUUGGGGGCGCCGACCCCUCCAUAAACCCUAGCUUCAUGCCGGAGUUAAAAAACACGUGCCCAGAGAAAGGUGACGUCAACGCUCGGAUUCCAAUAGACCACGGCAGCGAGAAGACAUUCGACAACCAAAUACUGCAGAACAUCCGAUCGGGCUUCGCCGUGCUGCAAUCGGACGCCAGGCUGUACCAAGAUCCGUCCACGAGAAGCGUUGUGGACUCCUAUUUCGGGCUGCUCAGCCCGUUUUUCGGCCCGUCUUUCGAGGCCGAUUUCGCUGCCUCGAUGGUGAAAAUGGGGAGGAUCGGUGUUUUGACGGGAGAGCUCGGCACAAUCCGGCGCGUUUGUUCGUCUUUUUAGUUGAUUAAAUAAAUUUUUAAAAAAAAAUUGUGGUAUGUGCAUGAAUAGAUAGAUAUUAGAGAGACUCGAGAUUUUAGCAGUUUCUGCAAAUUGAAUAAACAAUAAAAUUUAUUGUUUUGCUCAUGUGAGUUUGUUUUGUUUGUAAAUGUGAAAAUGACAACAGUUUCAGCUGUCACAUUAUUAAUUUUUAUUUUUAUUACUUGCGUUGUUGUAA